Molecule: messenger RNA, 1456 nt
Organism: Cynoglossus semilaevis (tongue sole)
Lineage: Eukaryota; Metazoa; Chordata; Actinopteri; Pleuronectiformes; Cynoglossidae
Product: ornithine decarboxylase-like
Exons: 6
Coding region: 701-1456 (251 amino acids)
Cellular component (GO): cytoplasm
Molecular function (GO): ornithine decarboxylase activity
Source: RefSeq, a predicted model, not a curated record
UGAUUGUUGUGGUAGUCUGAUUGUUGUGGUAGUCUGGUUGUUGUGGAGGUUGCAGAUACUGUAGUAAAUCAUCUGGACUGCUAAUUUUGAUGCUGACUAUAAGAUAAUAACAGCAGAUCAUCCAUUGCGUCACGUUUCAUUUCAGUUAUUAGAAGUUUCUUAAAAAGCAGAUAAUGCAUCUUUAAACAGUGAGUAGACAGCUAGGACAAUUCUCAGAGAAAAAUAAGCUCUGAUUUGAGCCAGUCAGUCUUACUACAACGAAAAAUAAAAAGAAUAAUUAUAAAACAUUGGCAAUCAGCACUGAUGGUACAUGAGCCUCGUUUGAUUUCCUUUGUAAUUCUAUUGUGUACAAUUCUGCAAAUGUACAAUAUUGUAAUGCUAACAUUAUAAUGAAUGAUAUAAUCCAAGAGGAGCAGGACAACUGGUGUUUUGCUCAACUCAACACCCUCAGAAUUAAAGGUUUGCGAUGAUAACAAGUAUGAUCCACUAACCCAGAGCCAAAGUCAAAUGACCUGAAGUCAAGUCAUUCUUGAGGUCAGCUGUGGCUAUAACAUUACAAUUCGAAUGGUAUCAAAGACUGUUUUAUGCCUUUUAAUUAAAACAAGUCUGGGGUCGUUAUAUUAUUCCAAACUGAAUGGAAUUCCACUUUGCUUCUUCCUUCUAGUUUGCCUCUGACAAUACAGGACUAUUGUAUGAGACCAUGGACUCCACUACUUCUGAAUUUGACAUCACUUACCUCCAGAAUGGUUCUACUGUCCAGGACUUCAUCGAAGAGAAGAUCAAUGAAUCAGUGACUGAAAAAGAUGCCUUCUACGUCUGUGACUUGGGUGACUUGCUGAAGAAACACCUGCGCUGGGUGAAGGCCCUGCCUCGAGUCACGCCUUUUUAUGCUGUAAAAUGCAAUGACAUCCAGCCAGUUGUCAAGACAUUGAUGGAAUUAGGAAUCGGCUUUGACUGUGCAAGCAAGAAUGAGAUCCAACAAAUUUUAUCUCUGGGGGCGGAUCCAAGUCAAAUUAUCUUCGCCAAUCCCUGCAAGCAGAUUUCUCACAUCAGUUAUGCUUCUGCUCAUGGGGUCCAGAUGAUGACCUUUGAUAGUGAGGAGGAACUCAUAAAAGUGGCCCAGCAUCAUUCUACUGCCAAGCUGCUGUUGCGCAUUUUUACUGAUUGCUCAAAGGCAAAGCAUCCCCUGAGUAAAAAGUUUGGGGCCUCACUCCACACUUGCCGAGGUCUUUUAGAGCAGGCUAAGGAACUAGGGUUGGAUGUGAUUGGUGUCAGCUUCCAUGUUGGCAGUGGAUGUAUUGACCCUGAAGCCUUCAGCCUAGCUAUUACAGAUGCUCACUUGGUUUUUCAAACAGCGGAUGAACUUGGCUUUAGGAUGAAUGUCUUGGACAUUGGUGGAGGAUUCCCAGGUUCAGAUUUUGAUAAACCACAGUUUGAAGAGAAAGUUAUGAUAUAA